Trichoderma citrinoviride is the source of this 912-nucleotide messenger RNA. RefSeq names its product NAD(P)-binding protein. The transcript has a single exon. Gene Ontology annotation, molecular function: oxidoreductase activity. The record is from RefSeq and is a predicted model, not a curated record. Bases 1 to 912 code for a protein of 303 amino acids. NCBI's taxonomy places the organism in Eukaryota, Fungi, Ascomycota, Sordariomycetes, Hypocreales, Hypocreaceae.
AUGGCCACCGUCCUGAAGAACAUCGCCCUCGUCGGCGCCAGCGGCAACGUCGGCAAGGUCCUCCUCCCAGCCCUCCUCGCCGCCAACAAGUUCACCGUCACCGUCCUCCGCCGCCGCGCCUCCUCGCCCUCGACCCUGCCCUCCGGCGUCCGCGUCGUCGACGUCGACUUCAGCUCCGCCGACUCCCUGGCCGCCGCCCUCGCCGGCCAGGACGCCCUCGUGUCCACCGUCGGCUCCGGCGCCCUCAACGACGAGCAGAAGAGGCUCAUCGACGCCGCCGUCGCCGCCGGCGUCAGGCGCUUCCUGCCCUCCGAGUACGGCUGCGACCUGCAGAACGAGCUCGCCGCCAAGCUGCCCGUCUUCGCGCACAAGGUCGAGGUCGCCGGCUACCUCGAGGACAAGGCCAGGACGACGCCGCUCACGUACACGCUCGUCUACAGCGGGCCCUUUUUCGACUGGGGCCUGCAGCACAACUUCAUCUUCAAGAGCGCCGGCUCCAGGCCGUUGCUGUACGACGGCGGCAGCACCGUCUUCAGCACCUCGACGCUCGACGCCGUCGCCCAGGCCGUCGUCGGCGUCCUGUCCAAGCCCGAGGAGACCAGGAACCGGGCCGUGCGGUUCCAGAGCGUGGCCAUUUCGCAGGCGCAGCUGCUUGCUAUCGCGAAGGAGGUUGCGCCGGAGAGGGACUGGCAGCCGGAGGUCGUCAAGCUGGAUGAUAUCACCAAGGCUGCUGAUGAGAGGCUGGCAAAGGGGCUCUUUGACCAAGAGACCUUUACGCCGUAUAUCCUGCGUGCCAUUAAUGACGAGCGGUACGGGCCCAAGUUUGAGAAGCUGGAUAACGAGCUGUUGGGGGUCAAGCAGUUGACUGAGGAGGAGGUCAAGGCGAUUGUGAAGGAGAAGCUCAGCGACUAG